Messenger RNA from Drosophila serrata, 1096 nucleotides. RefSeq names its product dnaJ homolog subfamily B member 1. Lineage: Eukaryota; Metazoa; Arthropoda; Insecta; Diptera; Drosophilidae. Gene Ontology annotation, cellular component: cytosol. The record is from RefSeq and is a predicted model, not a curated record. Gene Ontology annotation, molecular function: protein-folding chaperone binding.
UCCGAAGUCGCGUGUGGAAGUUUAACUUCUAAGAGCAAAGUAUGCAAACACAGUGCGCAGAGUGAUUAAUUUCAAAUAAUCUCAUACAUCAGCUUGUGCCCGUAUCUGCCUAUUAGAAACCAAGAGGAAUAAAAAAAUACGAUGAAGAACUUCUAUGAGGUACUGGGCAUCGGUCGCGGGGCCUCCGAGGAUGAAAUCAGGAAGUCAUACCAUCAACUAGCCCUCCGCUACCAUCCGGACAAGAAUAAGAACUCGGACGCAGAACGUAUCUUUAAGAUUGUAGGCCAAGCAUAUAAGGUUCUAUCUGAUUCAAAUCAGCGCGCCGCAUACGACCAGAUCUUGCAACCCGAGCAGACCUUGCAAUCCGAGCAGACCUUGCAACCCGAGCAGACCUUCCAAUCCAACCAGACCUUGCAAACCAUGCUAAAACCGGGUUCAAGGAAACUACGACGUCUGCAAGAUCCGGACAUCAUGAUCGAUUUACCAGUAUCAUUGGAGCAAAUCGCCACUGGAUGCACAAAGCUUUGGAAGUUUCAAAGGCAGGAGAUCAUGCCUGACGGACGCCUUGUGAUAAUGGAUAAAACUCUACAAAUCUAUGUUUGUCCGGGCUGCCCGUCCAACACAAAGAUCGUAUUCUACAAGGAAGGAAAUCAGGUGCUUAAUCGCAUCCCAGCUAACAUCGUGUUUACCGUCCGGGACAUACCACAUCCGAGCCUAAUUCGUGAAGGCCACAACCUUAUAUUCAAGGUGAAGAUUUCACAGAUGCAGGCGCUCUAUGGCGUCGACAUUAAAGUGCCGACUCUUCAGGGCUGUUUGCUGAAUAUCAGCAUCUUUGGCUCAGUGAUCAAACCGGGAUCGACUCAUCAUAUAAAGGGCGGAGGACUGCCCUAUCCAGGUUCGGAAAUCAAAGGCGACAUUGUGGUCUGUUUCGAGAUCAUGUGACCAAGCACAGUAAACGGCUCAACCAGUAAUACGUCUCUUCACAAAGAAUCAAAUGCCAUAAUAAUAAACUAAAAGUACAACUAAAAUAACUGACGCUCUGGAUUAUACCCAGAAUAUCCAUAAAUGUAUAUUUAAAUAAAGCUACAUAAUCAAA